Onthophagus taurus is the source of this 4185-nucleotide messenger RNA. The record is from RefSeq and is a predicted model, not a curated record. NCBI's taxonomy places the organism in Eukaryota, Metazoa, Arthropoda, Insecta, Coleoptera, Scarabaeidae.
CGAAUCAACCGGUACGGUAUGCAUAUGCGAAACAGAUUGUCCUCCGUGUCCUAUACACACUCCACCACCACCACCACCACCUUGUUGUCAAGGUUGUGGUUGCUAUAAGAUUAAUGCCGGCGAAGUACCCAAUGGUGAUGCAAGUUCAACAACAGACACCUCUUCAUGCAAAUGUUAUUUAAGCGAUUCAACUUCCAGUGAUACCGCCUCCUCAAUAGAUACAGAUCCAUCAUGUAAAAUUAAAUAUCAUCCACAUCCUAAUUGUUGCAAGGUGUGGAUGAGGUAAAGAUAUCUACAAUAAAUCUAGAUACGUUUGACGGCAUGAAAGAUUGAUUGAACAUGUGACAUACUUCAAUAAUUAAAAAAUGUCAUCCUCAUUGAAAGAAUUACCUAAAUUUCUGAAAAAUAUAACUUACUGGUUCUUGAUUUACUAGCUACAUCCUGCAAAAAUGCCUCCUUGUACCUGUGGUGGCAAUACAGAUUCGAAAAGUACCUCAAAAGCUAAAUCUGCAUUCUGGGAAGCGAUAAUUAAAAAACAAGAAGAAAAAUUGGAUCGUCUGAGAGCUCAGAAGUAUGAAAUAUGUUCGAGAAUUAAGGAAUUACAAGCGAAGUGUUCCCCAACAUUUUUUAAUACACAACUCAAAGCUAUUGAUGCAGCGUGUAGUUCGCAGGACAAAAAAGCUUCUAAAUCAGGUUGUCAAUGUUCUGAAGAAUCGUCGGAAUCCUCGGAGUCUAAUGCUUGCCGUUGUACUCCUGAUCCUCCAAAGAGUGAAUUAAGUCUGUGUUGCUCUUGUAAUAGUUCUGUGGAAAGUGUUGCGGCUAAUUGUUGUAAUUGUGAAAAUUUUACAACAAACCCAUAUCAAGAAAAACGGGAGCAAUACCAAUCCAGUGUGCCACAAUCGAAUAACUGUAUUUGUACAAUCUCCGAAAUAAAAAGCUCUUUCAAUACGUUUUUAGCAAAAGGUGCAAAAACACCACCAGAGAUUAGAACUGAUCCAAACAGCUGUUCAUGCACUCCAACACCGUCUGAUCUAACGUCUUGUACCUGCACUAUAACUCCAGAACAAAAAAUCUCAGAUAAUAAAAUAAGCAACCAAAAAGAUCAAUAUAACGCGCAAGACCAAAAAGAUGAGUCAGGAAUGCCUUGUAUAUGCGGACUAUGCGAUUUAAUAAUUCCUAAUUUCCCAACAAUUGAUGCCACAAAAAAAACCUCAGGUACGGCUGAAGAACUUUUCACCGCUAAAAAUUUCAAUCGGCAAUCAAGUAACAAAAAAUCUAGUUCUAAAGCAAAAGAUACUUCAAAAGCGUAUUGUUGUAGCUGUGAUAAAACAGUAUCUAAACCACCACCUGACGUUGGUGACGUGCCCUUUAAAAACACAUCAGUCGGUAAACGUCAAAUGAGUACAUCUGCAAGACCAAUCUCACGAGAUUCUGCAAAAGGAAAAAGAAAAAGUGCGAAGAAAAAGAAUAAAUCUUUAAAGCUUUGCUGCUUUUGUGGGGCAGAUUUGCCACCUAUGGAACCAAAUAUAACUAAUGAAGCAAUAUGUAAUUGUGGUAAUACGAGAAAUACAACUCCAGCUAGAUUACAAUGUUUAUGUGAUUCAAAUAAUUUACAACAAACAUACAAAUCUGAUAAAAUCUGUGAUUGUUGUCCUACACAAUGCCAAAAUAAUGUUAAUGAACCAAAGGUUGCUGACUUUGAGAAAUCAAUCAUUGAAGCUGUGUGUAAGUGUGAUCUAGAAAUCGUGGAUACACAUGAUGUAGAAAUCGAAGAAAAACCCAGUAUGAGUGAGAAAUCAUGUACUUGCGAACCAAUAUCUCCACCUGUAGCAAAAGAAGUAGACGAUUUUGAUGGUUCUUGCGAUUGCGAUAUUACUACCAUCGAAAAGACACCUAUUGGAGAUGUGAAUAGUAGUUGUAGUUGUGCAAUAGAAGCAGUGGAUCAAGAUGUCGUAUCUGAUGCGACAUGUAGUUGUGUCUCGCCAUCAAAUAAACCAAUUGGAGAUGUUGAUAGUAGUUGUAGUUGCGCGGAUAAUAAUAUGGGCCAAGAAAAUGAUUUAACUGAUGGGACGUGUAGUUGUGGUUCUUUACCAGCAAAUCAGGAAACAACAUUGCAAAAUAAACCAGUCGGAGAUGGUGAUAGUAGUUGUAGUUGCGCGGAUAAUAAUGUGGUCCAAGAAAAUGGUUUAUCUGAUGGGUCGUGUAGUUGUGGUUCUUUUACGGCAAAUAAGAAUGAGGCAUUAAAACAAGGCCAGGACGAUGUAAGUAGUUUCGUAUCUUGUCUUUGUGACCUUCCACAAUUAGAAGAAAAUUCACAAAGACAAGCACAACUACAAGAACAAGUAGGAAACAAACGUAUAGAUGAAAAAAUGAAAUGUAGCUGCGGUACUCAAAUGAAAAUUCGACCAUCAACUAACAAAAAAGAGUUUUCUAACAAAUCAACAUGCAUUAAGAUAUGCAUUAAUAGUUUUACACAAACAGAUGAAACGGCACCCAAAGGUAGAAACCCAGUUGCAUUUAAAGAUUCAAACUUGGAAUUGGAAAAUUGUAAAUGUGGUGUCGGAAAUUGGGCACAAACAAAGUAUGAAAAGGAGAAAGAAGUUGGUAUUCAAUCGUGUGCUUGCAGUUCCUCAUCAUCGGAUGAGGAGUCAUCAGGAGAAAGUAGUAUGACAUCACAAUCUACAACAAAGUGUAGUUGUGUUUCAAAAUCAAAUAACUCUGUAUCGCAAGAAAGGGCGAGGUUUAUAAGUUGUACUUGUAGCACUGUAGCUAGCACGUACGUAGCUGCUUUAGGGCUGUGUGGAUUCAAUUCUGAGCAGAAGAAUAAGGGAUCUAAAACCCAAAAGAAUCAGCAAUUUUGUAGUUGCAGUUUGGACGAAAGCGAAGACAUUAGUGACGACGAACAAUGUACCUGUGUUGCCAUAGCGAUUCAUAGCUGUAACGAGACGCCUUUUAAAAGAAGCAAAAAUCAAGCAGUGUCUACCAAAACGAAUGUAUGUUCAGAGAAAAAAGGUUUGACGAAUUCGCAAAGAAGUAAUCAAUCUGCAUCAAAACACUUGGACACUAAAACACUAAGUUGUCAUACAACUGAUAGUAAAAAGACUGAUUCCUUAAGCAUUUGUGCAAGUAAAAGCACACCAUCAAUGGGGUUCAUAAGAAAACAAAAGGAGUCGAAGAUAUUGUGCAAGAAUGUAUCAGAUAUUAUGACGUUAGCUGAAGAUUUUAAAAUAUUUCCGAACAUAUCAAGUGAAACUUUUACUUUAUCUGGCUCUCGAAACGCUUUAUCAGCAAUAGAACUAUCUCAUGAUUAUGCUAUUCCAAAAAUGUACGUAGCAGUGGCCAGAACACAGAACUGCUUUCCUCAAAGUCAGAAGAACUGUAAUCAAGGUUGUUGUGUUUGCUUAACUUUAGAUAGUCCUUCUGAGAUGAAAAACUUCCAUACAAACGCAUCUAAUAUACCACUUUUAUCAUCAUUUUGCUUUGAUUCACCACUCCGGCGGGGUACUGUUGAUAGUGGCUGCUCUCCCAUCGAAAAUAUGCCGUUUUCUAAAUACUGCCAAACAAAGCAUUCUUCAUUACGCAGACAUUCCUCAAAAUCUCGAAAAAAGAAACCGACAGUAUCUUACGCUCAAACAGAUUCUCGUUGUUCAGUAUGUUCUUGUUCUUUACGGGAAGCUAUAGGAAAAGACUUGGAAGAUUAUGGCAUUGUAGAAGAUGUUCCCAUUAAAGAUUGCUAUCACGAACGAAAACACAAACGAAAAUGUGUUUCGAGCGUUACAAAACAAGAUUCAAUAUGCGAUGAAAGUGAAAAAUGCAGUAAAAAGGUAAUGAAACGAAAAUAUCCAACUCAAGAUAUAUCAAGAAAUCGCCCAUCUGGUAAUGACUCGAAAUCAUCGUGGUAUAAUCAAUAUGAUUGGAAAAAUAGGUGGAUGCCAUCACAAACUAUUGAUCAAGAAUUGGACAAUUAUCCGACUAAAUUGGAUAAAAUAUUGAAUAUUUUUGGUGAUAUAUCGAAAGAUAUUAUGGACCCAAGUGAUUCUACCGCUUCAAUAUCAAUUCUUUUCUAGCAAACGAGAUUGUAAUAUUCAAGUUGUAACAUCAAAGUAUUAAUAUAUGUGGAGAUUUAGUACACAAUUUUAUUUGUAUUAAAUCCACAGAUGUAGAAUUAAAGAGAGAACCAGCUUA